AUGGGUAUCACUGAAGGAUGGAAGGACAAAAUGGCUUGGCCGCGACUGGUCGCGUUCAUGGUUAUCGUGUUUGUUCUUCUCACCACUGUGAGCUCCGUGAUGAAGAGAAAAGAAGCGCUUGAUCUUCCAGCCAACGGUCAUCCUGGAAAUGAGAGGCCACACGAAGAUGUAGCGGUCAACACAUGGUGUCCGGUACCAGAAUUGCCGACUCCAUUACAAGACGGCUUGGUCCAGUUGGCCGACUUUGGAAACAACAAGGACUUGAUAAAGCAGCAGGUUGAACGCCUCAGUGCUGCUGUCAAUAUUCCAUCCAUCUCGUAUGAUGACAACGACGAUGUGGACAAAGACCCGAGGUGGCAUGCCUUUGUCACUCUGCAUGAGAUUUUGGAAAAACAGUUUCCAAAAGUCUACGGUCUGCUGUAUACGCUACCUGGAACUGAAACUAACCUGAGACCGAUCGUCAUUAUGGCUCAUCUGGAUGUUGUACCGGUACCGGAUUCGACGAAAUGGAGUCAUCCUCCAUUUGAAGCAUACUUCGACGGACAGUGGCUUUGGGGAAGAGGCACUGUUGACUGCAAAGGUGUUCUCAUUGGCGUGUACAGUGCCAUGGAACGACUCCUCGAGCAAGACUUCAAGAACAAACGUACUAUCAUUCUAUCAUUCGGCUUCGACGAAGAGACUGGUGGUUUUCGAGGUGCCAAAUACUUAGCAGCUCAUCUGAAAGAGAAGUACGGCGAGAAGAGUGUUGAGAUGAUUGUUGAUGAAGGCGGCAGCAUGACGCCCAAAGUCGAUGGCGUGACCUAUGCAUUGCCAGCGAUUGCAGAAAAGGGCUUCCUCGAUAUCGUCUUAACUCUCAACACUCCAGGCGGCCACAGCGCUGCACCGCCCAAAAACACAAACAUAGGCAUCAUGUCACGCCUCCUUGCAGCAGUGGAAGACCAUCCGUUUACUCCUCACAUCGAUGAGCGCAACCCCGUCUGGAACUACCUGAAAUGUGAAGUUGAAAACUCUCCCAAAACAGUAGAGCCCUGGCUACGGGAAGCGCUAGAGAAGAAUGAAGACUUUGCAGAUAGACUAAUCGAGUCUCGCGGCGGCUAUACUCGCUGGUCGAUGCAAACAUCACAAUCGGUAGACAUUGUGAACGGCGGCAUCAAGGACAAUCAGCUGCCAGAAAAGACUGAAGUAGUUAUCAACUACCGUGUCCUUCCAACCGACAAGAUAGAUGGUGUCCUAAAAACAGUCGCCGAUGUCAUCGCUCCGCUCGCAAACAACUACAGCAUCGCAGUUCAAGGACCAGGAUACUCUCAGAUCGACCGAGGCUUUGGCGUUCUCAAUAUCUCCUCGAUGAACAUUCUUGAGCCAUCGCCACUCGCCCCAACAGGACCAGACGUAGGAGUCUGGAACACAUUCGCAGGCACAAUCCGCCAAGUCUUCGAGAGCACAGAAGAGAAGUUGUCAGCANAGAAGGUCGUACCCGUGGGUACGAUUUCGGUUGGCAACACAGAUACCGCACAUUACUGGUCGUUGACUAAGAAUAUCUAUCGCUUUUCGCCAUUGUCAGAAGAUACAGCGAAAGGUCCGCAUACUGUGGAUGAGAGAGUUGAUAUGCAGGCGCAUUUGGGUGGUGUCAAGUUUUACUAUGAGUUGAUUCGGAAUAUGGAUGCCUAUACAGGGAGUUAG
Molecule: messenger RNA, 1680 nt
Organism: Aureobasidium uvarum
Lineage: Eukaryota; Fungi; Ascomycota; Dothideomycetes; Dothideales; Saccotheciaceae
Source: the annotation of a GenBank genome assembly